This is a messenger RNA of Eimeria mitis, 1218 nucleotides long. Its product is annotated as cysteine desulfurase, putative. The record is from RefSeq and is a predicted model, not a curated record. Bases 1 to 1218 code for a protein of 405 amino acids. The transcript has 4 exons. Gene Ontology annotation, molecular function: cysteine desulfurase activity. Gene Ontology annotation, cellular component: mitochondrion; cytosol. Gene Ontology annotation, biological process: iron-sulfur cluster assembly. NCBI's taxonomy places the organism in Eukaryota, Apicomplexa, Conoidasida, Eucoccidiorida, Eimeriidae.
AUGCUUAGCCAGGCCAACCGCUGCGCCUGCAGCAGAUACCGGCGGGGGGCGCUAGCGCUGCAGCGUACCCUGCAGCAGCCGCUACAGCAGCAGCAGCAGCAACAGCAGCAGCAGCAAGUGCAGCAGCAGCAACAGCAACAGCAGCAGAAGGAUCUAAAGGAUCAGAGUGCUGUAUGGCGCAUAUGUAGGCGUGUAUCAGCAGCCUUCAAUGCUGGCUAUAUACCCGCAACAACACCAGCAACAGCAGCAGCAACAGCAACAGCAGCAGCAGCAGCAGCAGCAGCAUCAGGAUGCUAUGGUUUUGCAUCCCGUUGCUGCUGCAGUGCGUGCUCUCGUUUCUUUUCUUCUUCUGCUGCUCCAGCAUCUGAAUCCCCCCAUGCCUCCUCCUCAUCACCAUCAACAACAACAACAGCAGCAGCAGCAGCAGCAGCAGCAGCAGCAGCAGCAGCACGAGUUGCUGCUAGACCUGCAUACCUAGACUACCAAGCAACCACACCCCUUGACCCCCGUGUCCUCGAUAGUAUGAUGCCCUUUAAUGUAGACUGCUACGGCAACCCGCACUCUUCUUCUCACCCACCGGGCUGGGAGGCAAAGAGAGAAGUAGAGAAAGCAAGAGAGGCUGUGGCCCGCGUCCUGGGCUUGCCCCCCUCGCGCAGCCGGGAGAUUAUAUUUACUUCUGGGGCAACAGAAAGCAACAACUUGGCUAUAAAGGGUUUGGUUAGGUUUGAGGAGCAGCAGCACGCACUGCGACAGAAGCAGCAGCAGCAGCAGCAGCAGCAGCAGGGGCAGCAGCAGCAGCAGCAGGGGCCUCGACGUGUGCGCACUCUACCUACCCCGUUGGUGGUGGGGUUAGGUGCAGCAUCUUCGCUUGCAUUGGAGUGUAUGGACAGCGACAGACAGCACGUGGAGCGGCUGUCUCGGUUGCUGCUGCAGCUGCUGCAGCAGCAGCUGCAGCACAUCACCGUCAACGGCAGCCUCAGCAGCAGAUACCCCGGGAACCUUAAUAUAUCUUUUUCUUUUGUUGAGGGAGAAAGUCUCCUUAUGAGUAUUGGAGAUGUAGCCAUGAGCUCAGGUCGUUUUACACGUGAAGAAGAGGUGCGGCACUGCGCUGAGCGGCUGGUGAAGGAAGUAAAGAGACUGCGGGAGAUGUCUCCGCUUUAUGAGGGCGCGAUGGCUGCGGGAGACGGAACGGAGACACCCAAGCUUGUAUGGACCUGA